CGGGCGGGCUGGGCCGCGCCGCAGCGCCGGCGGCUGAUUCGGAGGCGGCGGCGGGGGAUGGACGAGGGUACCUGCGGCGGCCAGCGGCGACGGGCGGCCCAGAUUGCAGCCUCUGUUUAAGUAUUGGGAAGGCUCUGGAUCAUCUUCAACAAGACGGACGUUGAAUGUUUAGCAUCGCCUCUUUGGAUUUUUGCAUGUGAAUUGGAACCACUUUAUUUCUAGGUUUGCUGGGAUGGGUAAUCUUCUUAAGGUCCUUACCAGGGAAAUUGAAAACUAUCCACAUUUUUUCCUGGAUUUUGAAAAUGCACAGCCCACGGAUGGAGAAAGGGAGGUCUGGAACCAGAUCAGUGCAGUUUUACAGGACUCAGAAAGCAUGCUUGCAGACCUUCAGGCUUACAAAGGAGCUGGACAAGAAAUUAGAGAUGCAAUACAAAAUCCCAAUGAUAUCCAGCUGCAAGAAAAAGCAUGGAAUUCAGUCUGUCCCCUGGUUGUAAGGCUAAAGCGCUUUUAUGAGUUUUCACUCAGAUUAGAGAAAGCCCUGCAGAGUUUACUGGAAUCCUUGACAUGCCCUCCGUACACUCCAACCCAGCACCUGGAACGGGAACAGGCUCUAGCAAAAGAGUUUGCAGAAAUCUUACAUUUUACUCUUCGUUUUGAUGAACUUAAGAUGAGAAACCCAGCAAUUCAGAAUGACUUCAGUUAUUACAGGCGGACAAUAAGUCGCAACAGAAUAAACAACAUGCAUCUAGACAUUGAGAAUGAAGUGAACAAUGAAAUGGCCAAUAGGAUGUCUUUGUUCUAUGCAGAGGCCACACCAAUGCUGAAAACCCUCAGUAAUGCAACGACACAUUUUGUAUCAGAAAACAAAACAUUACCAAUUGAAAAUACAACGGAUUGUCUAAGUACUAUGGCCAGUGUUUGUAAAGUCAUGCUGGAAACGCCAGAGUACAGGAGUAGAUUCACCAGUGAAGAGACCCUUAUGUUCUGCAUGCGAGUGAUGGUGGGAGUUAUUAUCCUGUACGAUCACGUUCAUCCUGUGGGAGCUUUCUCAAAGACAUCAAAGAUUGAUAUGAAGGGAUGCAUAAAAGUUUUAAAGGAACAACCACCUGACUCUGUGGAAGGACUUCUGAAUGCUCUCAGGUUCACUACAAAACACCUGAAUGAUGAAUCUACUUCAAAACAAAUUCGAGCUAUGCUGCAGUAGUACCCACAGACAAGUAGAUGUUUGUAUUGAUCACAGAAGAUGUGUAUGUUUACAUAAUUUAAUACAGUUUGAUGUUAAUACUUGUGUGUAUUUACAUAACCAUUUUCUUCACAUUGCUAAAAUAUAUAAAUCUGUUCAUAACCUGACUGACUUUAUAUAGUACAACCUAAGUUCUUAUUCCAGCCUUUAUCUUUUGACUUUUAAAAUACUUUUUUACUUAGAUACUUCAGUUAAGACAGUUUAUCUGUGCAUUUUAAUCCUUAAACACCUUCUCUAUCAGAGAAGUUGUAGUGAAGACAAAAUGGAAAUCAAACUGAAAUGUCAAAGGUACCACAGAUAAGGAACUUCAAAGAAGAAGAAAGUUAAUAUAAGAGAAAGCAAAAUUCAUUUGGUAUGUUUUGAAGAACAUGUGCACAGUUUUUUUGGUCAGUUUUAGGAUCUUGUCAAACUAGUAUGAAUAGGAGAAUACCUGAAUGUUCAUUACUCACAAAAUGCAUUGUCUUUCCUGUAAUAAGUGGAGAUCCACCCAAUUUUAUGGAUUAUGUGCUGUCUGGCAUCCAAAAAUGUAUUUCAAACAGGUAAUUUUACGUUUUUAAUCAAGUAUAACCUGUAUCUUUCAACAGCCUAGGAAAUUAAUGUCCUUUUUCAGAUGCAGUAUAAAUGAAGAGAAAAUAUGCUUAAAGAUCAUUGAUAGAUUUUGAAAACUCUGUAUAAUUUUAUUAGAUUUAGAAAGGAAAGGGAAAAUACUAAUGCCUUGACUUAACUGGAAAAGGUUUGUCAGUGUAAAUAUAUCACAGUGAACAUUAACUACCAGACAGCUUUAGCCAGUAAUUUUUUGGCUGAUCUAAACUAGUACACUCUUCUGUAGCAAACUUCCUGGUGUCAUAUCGGCUGCAUCAGACUAGGGAUGGUUUAAAAUUAAGAGCUGAUCUUUUCUUAGGAACUCCAUUAAGUUCCUGGUAGUGUUAUUCAUUAGAUGACUCAGAAUCAACACAGAAAUAUUUAUCAGCUGACUGCUCUUCACUGGCUUUUGAGAUGUGAUUGAUACUUCAAAAAGUUAAGUUCCUUGCUGAGUUGUUUGUUCUUACUUUCUGGUAAAUGUUCCAGUUAAUGGAAUAGAAAUACUUUGCCAAAAGCAGCAAAGUGCUCAUGCUCUGUUAUGUGUGUCUACUGGGUGGUCUGCAGUUGCUGUACAUAUUCUUGCAGAGGUCACGUUCAGAAAAUGUGUUUGAUUUUGUGUACUUUGCUUGCAUGUAUGUGUGGAAACUCCAGUGCUUGUGCACAGAUUCAGAUUUGCAUUUGCUUAUCCCCAUAUAGAUAAAUCAGGGUUUGUGUGCUUUCACUGGAAUUUUCAUGCACAUCUCUUCUAAAAACAUUACCUUAAGACUUCGAAGAUGCAUUUGGUCUGCUGGAACUCGGCUGCACUGUGACAAACUGUGUCUUUGAACUCAGUCCUUAAACAGUAUUAAUGUCACAAAUUCUCUGGAGUAGGGAUUAACUUGAGAGCUUAUUUCUGAGCAGAGCAACCCCUGUGAGGUUUCUCAGACCUGAUCAGAACCCACAGGUGCCAAUGUCAUGCAUGUCCCGAUGCUGGACAGCACCACAACUCCUGCAUUCAUGUCACAGCCCUGCAGGUGCAGCAGCCGGUUGCUAUGAUGUUGUUGGGGAGAGAGGUAGAACUCACUCACAUUAGAUCUUUUUCUUUUUCUGAAAGCAAUGACCACACUUUUUUUUUCACAGUAGCAAAUCCACUGUUUACAGGCUCCAUUUUUAAUGGGGGGACAUUUUAAAAUGUAUGUUAGGGAAAAUCCUGCUUUGUUCAUAGUCACUUCCAGUUAGGUAAAUUAGGUGGAUGACAGGCCAUUCUCUUGAGCUUUGGUAACUGAAGUUAAUAUAUGCUUACCUGCAAUUUUUUGUCAAACAAUGAAGUCUUAUCUUUAAGUAGCCCAGAGAAAAACUAUUUGUCACUUGUAUAAUAAAAAUGUAAACCUUAAAGCA
Messenger RNA from Melozone crissalis (California towhee), 3202 nucleotides. RefSeq names its product CYFIP related Rac1 interactor A (gene CYRIA). The transcript is spliced from 13 exons. Gene Ontology annotation, biological process: regulation of actin filament polymerization. Lineage: Eukaryota; Metazoa; Chordata; Aves; Passeriformes; Passerellidae. The coding region runs from base 233 to 1204 and encodes 323 amino acids. The record is from RefSeq and is a predicted model, not a curated record. Gene Ontology annotation, molecular function: small GTPase binding.